This is a messenger RNA of Clupea harengus (Atlantic herring), 1849 nucleotides long. RefSeq names its product zinc-binding protein A33-like. Gene Ontology annotation, molecular function: protein binding; zinc ion binding. Bases 170 to 1582 code for a protein of 470 amino acids. Lineage: Eukaryota; Metazoa; Chordata; Actinopteri; Clupeiformes; Clupeidae. The transcript is spliced from 6 exons. The record is from RefSeq and is a predicted model, not a curated record.
AUAUGAGUUUUGUCUCGGAUAAUAUUUGAAGUGACUGACUAUCCUGUGUGUGAGGGGGUUAGGUGAAUCCUAAAAGGCUGACAGAAUUAGGCAAACUACCUGAAAGUAAUACAGAGAAAGGACUUAAACUCUGUAUUGAACUGAACUUGAGCUUGUACUGAAUAAGAAAAUGGCUUCUACAUCUUUUGCAGAGAAGGAUUUCACCUGUCCUGUUUGCUUUGAAAUCUUCAAGGAUCCCGUCCUCCUCUCCUGUAGUCACAGCGUCUGUAAAGCUUGUCUGCAGCAGUUCUGGGACACUAAGGGAUCUACAGAAUGCCCAGUCUGUAGGGGAACAUCGUCAAAUGACAAACCUCCUCUUAACCUUCACUUAAAGAACCUGUGUGAGACCUUCGUACAGGAGAUAAGUGAGAGAGCUUCAGCAGGGUGUGAGGUGCUCUGCAGUCUGCACAGUGAGAAACUCAAGCUCUUCUGUCUGGAGGAUAAACAGCCUGUGUGUUUGGUGUGUCGAGACUCAAGGAAACAUAAAAAUCACAGCUUCAGUCCCGUAGAUGAAGCAGCACUGGACUGUAAGGAGGAGAUCAAGGUCAAACUGCAGCCCUUACAGGAGAAACUGAAGACCUUUGAGGAGGCUAAACUCACCUGUGACCAAACAGCAGCUCACAUUAAGACUCAGGUCCAACACACAGAGAGGCAGAUCAAGGAGGAGUUUGAGGAGCUUCACCAGUUUCUACGAGAUGAAGAGGCGGCCAGGAUAGCUGCACUGAGGGAGGAAGAGGAGCAGAAGAGUCAGAUGAUGAAGGAGAAGAUUGAGAAGAUGAGCAGAGAGAUCUCAUCUCUUUCAGACCCAAUCAGAGCCAUAGAAGAGAAGAUGAGUGCUGAUGACCUCACAUUCCUGCAGAACUACAAGAGCACAGUGGAAAGAGCCCAGUGCACACUGCAGGAUCCAGAGAGGGUUUCAGGAGCUCUGAUCAAUGUGGCAAAACACCUGGGCAAUCUGAAGUUCAGAGUCUGGGAGAAGAUGCAGGAGAUUGUUCAAUACACUCCUGUGACUCUGGAUCCCAACACUGCAAGCCCAAUACUCAUCCUGUCUGAGGAUCUGACCAGUGUGAGACGUGGUGGUGAGAGACAGCAGCUUCCUUAUAACCCAGAGAGAUUUGAUAAGUAUUUCAGUGUCCUGGGCUCUGAGGGCUUUAACUCAGGGACACACUGCUGGGAUGUGGAGGUUAGAGAGAACACAUGGUGGAAUGUGGGUGUGAUGGCAGAGACUCAUCAGAGGAAGGGAGACUAUACCUCCAUGAGUGGACAGUGGUGUGUGGAGUAUGAAGAUGGUAAAUAUAGAGCAUGGUCUCCACCGCAGCCAUCCACUCUCCACACAGUGAAGCAGAAACUCCAGAGGAUCAGAGUGCAGCUGGACUGGGACAGAGGAAAGCUGUCAUUCUCUGACCCUGAUAAUAACACACAAUUACACACUUUCACACACACUUUUACUGAGAUAGUCUUUCCAUACUUUAGGACUCUCUCAGGUGUCCCUCUUAGGAUUUUACCAGUAAAAUGUUGCAUAGCGCUGAAGCAUCACAGUUAGAGCUCAUACAGCCUCUGUCUUACCAUGGAUGAUAAGAAUGCAAAACCCUGAUAGUAACACACAUCUAUAACAUCUAUGAGUCAUAGCUAAUUACCUGUCUUCAACAGGACUGGAAGCAAGGACACUAACAAUGCAGGCUCAUUUCUGUUCUCUCAUCACUCAAUCUCAGUGAAUUUGUUUAAAUGUUUAUUAUUUCUUCCUUUGUUUUCAAAAGAGUUUUGUCAGAAGAGUCAGAACCCAAAACAAAAUAAAAUGAAAGUCUGUCCA